Molecule: messenger RNA, 3927 nt
Organism: Seriola dumerili (greater amberjack)
Lineage: Eukaryota; Metazoa; Chordata; Actinopteri; Carangiformes; Carangidae
Gene: dlc1
Product: rho GTPase-activating protein 7-like
Exons: 14
Coding region: 265-3756 (1163 amino acids)
Biological process (GO): actin cytoskeleton organization; regulation of Rho protein signal transduction; signal transduction
Cellular component (GO): membrane raft; focal adhesion
Molecular function (GO): protein binding; lipid binding; GTPase activator activity
Source: RefSeq, a predicted model, not a curated record
UUCAGGGACUCACGGUGGUGGAAGUAGUUGAAGAUCGUGGACUUCUGUUUAAUACAAAUCAAAUUAUAACCAUGGAUUUACUGUCUUGCGCAACGCUCAGAGGACAUUUGCAGCCGACUGUAUAGAUCUUUUCUCUCCUCUGGAUUUAUCAUGCGGGCUUCGUCCUAACAGUGGAGUAGACCUGACCGGACAGCCGCAGCCUGCCGGGGCGCAGCCGGGAGCAGGGGUUUAUGCUGAAGCUGGUCGCGACCGAGACAUUGAAAAAUGAUAUUAACACAGAUUGAAGCCAAAGAGGCCUGUACCUGGCUCCGGGCAGCAGGGUUCCCACAGUACGCCCAGCUUUAUGAAGAUGCCCAGUUUCCCAUUGACAUCUCCUCAGUCACCAGAGACCAUGACUUCCUCGAUCGGGAUUCGAUUGAGGCUCUAUGCAGGAGACUGAACACGCUCAACAAGUGUGCUCUAAUGAGACUGGAGAUAUCACCACAAAGAAAACGAAGUGAGGACUCUGACGAGGACGAGCCUUGUGCCAUCAGUGGCCGCUGGACCUUCCAAAGGGACAGCAAGCGCUGGUCCCGUAUGGAGGAGCUGGAGGUUUUUUCCACACUGUCCACGGAUGCCACCCAGGCCCCAUCAUUCCCCAAGGACCAAGUAUCCCAAAAAGGCAAGCUGGCCCUACGUGAAGGCAACAGUUCAGAGAGUGUGCUGACCGACCUCAGUGAGCAGCCUGAAGUGGGCUCCAUCCACAGCAGCGGGAGUGGAGGACAAGGAGAAGAGAAGGGCCACGGUGCCGCCCUGGUAAAUGAGGCUAUACCUGCUGGGGCCACUCGAGCCAGCUCCGUAGCUAGCAUGUGUUCAUCCUCGGGUACAGGCGGGUCAGGAUGCGCUAAUGAAGACUCUUUGUCUGAUGGGUUGCCCCCAUCACCCCUGGAGACACUCGGACAGUUCACAUUUGAUGUGAAAACAGGGAUGGGAGGACUAGGAGGGAGUCUGGACAGAGGAGGCGGAAGUGGCAAAAGCACACGCUCACGAGCUAAGAGCUUUCUAAAGCGCAUGGAGAGUCUACGGUUGCGCAGCGGCACCUCCUCCAAGAGGAAGAAGAAGGGGAGCACCAGUGGAGGAAAGAUAGAAAUCAGUGGCCCUGUCAUCAAAGAGGGUCUAGAUGAUGACAAGUUGAGGAGCCUCAACUGUGUGGACAUCUCCAGCAUCAACCUCAACCAGAACCUCAAUCACCACCGCAAUCCCACUCAGACUAUGACACUUAACCGGAAUCGCUCUGUAUCAUACUCCACUCAAACCAGCAACGGCAGCACUGGAAGUACUGGGAGCAGCCAGUCAGAAGCCAGCAGUGGCAGUGCAGUGAGCACACCAAGCCCAGUGACUCGCGCUCGCAGCCACAGCACAGCAGCGGGCUCAAGUAAGAGAGGAGGAAUGUAUUUGGAGGGUUUUGAUCCUUUCAGCAUUCUCCAACAAACUUCAGAUCGUCAGCCAACACCCCCAUCCAAAUCUGCCCCACCCAUCCCCUGCCAAGCCAGUAAUGGGAUGACAGUUGAUGAGCAGAACCGCAGGAACAACUGCAGUGUUCGAGACAAUAGCAGACAAGUGGAGGAAGAGGAGGAGGAGGAAGAAGAGGGCAUGAUCUUCUUCUACUUACCAGAAGGUCACAAGCCUGGGACUUUCCCCAAAGCCCUGCAAGACGGGAGCUUGCGCAACAACAACGGGAACGAUAACGGAAACUCAGUGAUCCUCAGAGGACGGCAAAGUAGACGCCAGCGUCGUGCCUCUUCAGGCUCCGUCGACAGCCGGCUCAGUUUUUAUGACAACGUCCCCUACACUGAGAGAGAGGAGGAGGGAGAGGAGGAAGAGGGGGAUGAACGCAAACUGGAGGAAGUGCUACAACAUGUCAGCGGCCUGCAGCGUUUUAACGCCUGGUCGGAGGCUGUGGCUGGUGAAGAGGAGGAGGAGGAGGAAGAUGAAGAGGAAGAAGGAGACUCAGACUCAGCACUGGACUCAGCUUCCCCAUGCCCCUCUUCUCCUCUACAGAACCGACUGGAAGAGACCGAGAAUGGAAGUGACCAGGACAGCACAGGAAACCCGCUGGGUGAGGGAGAGGAAGGGAUGAGAGAAAGAAGAGAUUCUGGUGUUGGAGCAUCUCUAACCCGAACCAGCAGGCCACAGAAACUCCGCUGGCCGAGCUUCCAGAACUCCCAUCGGCCCAGCCUGGCCUCCGCCCAGCUCCAGAUUAGCUGCCAGUCUGUGUUACAGAUGAAUCUGCUCCAGAAGCUCUCCCUGCUGCAGCUCACUGCUCUGCUGGAGAAGCAUACCCCGACAAACAAACAUGGCUUCAGCUGGGCUGUGCCAAAGUUUAUGAAGCGGAUCAAGGUGCGUGACUAUAAAGACAGGAAUGUGUUUGGUGUGCCACUACAAGUCAUCGUCCAGCGGACAGGCCAGCCCCUCCCUCAGGGAAUCCAACAGGCCAUGCGCUACCUGCGCAAUCAGUGCCUCGACCAGGUGGGUCUUUUCAGGAAAUCAGGAGUUAAGUCUCGAAUCCAAGCUCUGCGCCAGAUGAACGAGGCGAGUGGCGCAGAUGGAGGGGGAGUCAGCUACGAGGGCCAGUCUGCUUAUGAUGUUGCAGACAUGCUGAAGCAGUACUUCAGAGAUUUGCCAGAACCCCUGCUCACUAGCAAACUCUCCGAGACCUUCCUCCAGAUCUAUCAGUACAUGCCUAAAGAGCUCCGUCUGCAGGCAGCUCGUGCCGCCGUGCUGCUGCUGCCCGAUGAGAACCGAGAGGCGCUGCGGACGCUGCUGUGUCUGCUGAGCGACGUGACAGCCAGCGUGUCCGAGAACCAGAUGACUCCCACCAACCUGGCUGUUUGUCUGGCCCCGUCCCUCUUCCACCUCAACACCCUGCGCCGCAAGGAGAGCUCCUCGCCAAGGGUGAUGAACCGGAAGCAAACGCUGGGAAAACCGGACCAGAGAGAUCUGAAUGAGAACCUGGCUGCCACUCAUGGCCUGGCACACAUGAUCCAGGAGUGCAGGAAACUCUUCCGGAUACCAGACGAGAUGAAUCGCUGCAGGAACUCGUACGUGGAGCAGGCGCUGCUGCCUCGACGUUUGGAGGAUCUUGCAGGUGAAGAGGCCGGGCAAGGAGGCUACAGGGCGUACCUACGGGACAGCCUGGACGCCCUCCUCAAAGAGGCCAAGGACAAGUUCAGAGGUUAUGACAGCUGCUCCACACCCGAGCACGCCGAGCUGGCCUACAGAAAGGUGCAUGAUGGGUUUCCGCUGCGGCUGUGGAAGGUAACCGUGGAGAUGCCUGCAAGUCCUGAAGAGGUUCUGACACGGGUUCUGCGGGAGCAGGGCCAUUGGGAUGAGGACCUGCUCGAGAGCCGUGUGGUGGAGACACUGGAUGAGAGGACGGAGGUCUACCAGUACGUCAGGAACACCAUGGCUCCACAUCCCACCAGAGACCAUUUGGUGCUCAGAACAUGGGUAACAGACCUGCCAAAGGGAGCAUGCGCACUUGUGUGUACGUCUGUGGACCAUGAAGGGGUACCUGUUGUAGGUGUUCGGGCCAAUGUCCUCACCUCGCGCUACUUCAUCGAGCCCUGCGGAGCCAACAAAUCAAGAAUCACACAUAUUUCCAGGAUCGACUGCAGGGGUCGUUUUCCAGAGUGGUACAAUAAACUGUAUGGACACUUGUGUGCUGCUGAGGUGGCGCGGAUACGUGACUCAUUCACUGCACCCAUGGACAAAUGAGAAAGCAGUGUGCAAUUUGGGCAACAACAGUCUCAACAGCUUCUUUGAACCCUGGCCCGUUGGACCACAUUUUGGAUCCUACUGGGGAUUUGAAAUGACUCAUUCCACCCAUUCUAACAGAGAGAUAGAUGGGGUCCAAACCUCUUUAUACACACAUUUAAAGGACAAACC